Rhopilema esculentum is the source of this 4588-nucleotide messenger RNA. Lineage: Eukaryota; Metazoa; Cnidaria; Scyphozoa; Rhizostomeae; Rhizostomatidae. The record is from RefSeq and is a predicted model, not a curated record.
AAACUUUGCAACGAGGGAGAGCUGUGCAUAAGUAAUUAGGCAAUCGUGUUGGGGUUCAAUUCAGUAUGUAAACAGAUGCACUGUAGUGAGACAGGAAGAAAUACAGCAAUAGUCGUAAUUGAAAUUUUAGAUAAAAAUUCAAGAUUCACAGAAGCAACAUAGCUCUGAAAAUUUGACCGGUUUUCUGAAACCUGUCAUCCACGCCUGCUAGUCUCUUUUGAUCAAAUGCAACGACCAUUGAAAAGCGGAAAAUUUGUGUUCAAAAGUUUUGUUUGUUCCCUUGCUCAAUGUUCCGUUAGUCAAUCGUCAAGAGUGGCUUCCGAGUAACGUUGAUGAUCGACAUAAAGUUACGCAUUCGUCUUUCGACUUUCUCACCUGCCGAACUUAAAUCGAGAAUUAAAGGCUCUUGCGCAACUGGCAAGCUUUGCGACUUUAAUUUAAAGAACCGGUCUAUAAUAGUACUGCAUGAAAAUACAAAACAUAGUCAAUUUCUCAAGACAACAUGAUAUAGAAAUAUGAAAUAUAUGAAUUAUGAAUUAAGUAUGAAUAUAUGAAAUACAACACCCGCUAAGCAUGACGGUUGCUCAAGAGUCUUUAAGUGAAUGCGAAGUGCGACGUUUAAAUCAGAUAGGCACGGCUAAUUUAAUUAAGGGCGGCAGAAAAAUUUGCGCUUGGCAGAACUUGGCGAGCUACGCAAGUAAAGCGCAACUGGGCUUUUCAUGUACCGAACUCAAUGCAUAAUUUAUUUUAUAUCCCAGAAAUCACUUUUCUGGCAAAUCAUGCCUAUAACUGAAUUUCGGCGCGAAUCAACCUGGAAUCAAUAAAGCCAAGAUGGCGUCUGCAUAUGAGAAGUUGUGUUGUGUUUCCUCUCUUGCCACCAAGUAUCAUUUUCCAGACGAUAUUCAACCAACACUGGUUGCGUUGAAGUCUUCCGCAUGUCCUCUUUGCCUCCAUUAUUGGGCUGCUGUCGAGAGCAAGACAACAAGUAGCACCACUAAAACUCUCCUUCUUCUUUGCUUCACUAUAAUCUUCAAUCUUGCCUCUGCCAAUCUUCAAUUCUUUCUGGAUUCCAUCAGCAAUCUCCUCACAAAUGUAAAACGCAUGUUUUCGGGCCAUAUUAAAUGUCCGCAAUCAAAUCUGAAAUCCAUAAACUUAAGCCCGGCGAGCGGAACAAUGAAGAUCGACGUUUGCAACGGGAGUGGCACCAAAGAAUUAGUUCGGCAUAGAAGAAGUUUGACGUUUGGGACGGGCCUAUCAGAUAGCUAAAUAAUUGGAUAUCUCAUGGCCAUUGAAUUGCAUCCGGACAUAGUACAUUCAAUAGAAUUGGCAGCUCUGUUAAAAACGAUCAAAUGUCCGUGCAAGAAUUCCUACCGACGAACAUAUGAAAAAGUCUGGCAUAAAGGCAUUUAUUUAAUCGGUAUGUUACUGAAGUGUAUCCGUGAAUAAUCAGAUGUAGCUAGUUAAAGGGUGUGAGGAAUGAAAGCUAUGUGGACUGUCACAUCUGAAUGAAUUGCUUCACAUCUAACAUCUUUGAAAUACCAUUAGGAUAAAGAAAGAUAAUGGACCUUUCUCAUUCAUGAAAGGAAAGAUUUCACGAAGAACACUUUCAGUCCAGAAAGAACCGUCUAUGAAUACAACUUUGGAAAUCAAAUCAAGGUUCAGGUUAUUGAUAAAAAGCACAUUGAAUUUUGAUCUAGGAAGAUAUCACGUUUUGUAGAAGUUCCAAUAAUAAGUCACCAAAGUGAUACAAAUAUUAAGAGUUUUUGCUUCAUAUAAAUAUCUCGUUUACUUUGCAGAAAAUGCCAACAAGAAAAUAUGUUUUCCUGACACGUUGUCUACUUGUGCUUACUUUGAGCCAAGUAAUCCACGGAGAGGAUAAUCGAGGCUCAGCAAUGUUCGAAGUUAUUCACAACCCAUAUAUGGAACUGACCAGCAUGUUUCAUAAAUCGUUUCAUCAAUGUAGUAAAAGUAGUCCGUGCAAUUUUGUGGUGAAGGAUAUGACAACAAACAAGUAUGAAACACACAAUAAGGAAGGAGAUAUAACUCAAGACCGGAGAAAGCUGAUAAUAUGGAAAAGAAAAAGAAAGUAUUCAUGUCUUGAUUGGCGAUACGACUCUGCAAUGAUUAAUGGGAUAUACAGAAUAUCAGAUGAUGACGGAGUUGAAUUCAACGUUUACUGCGAUUUCAUAUCAGAGCCAAACUCAGUAUGGACCCUGAUCGAAUCGUUCUCUUUGGGUAAAAAUCAUCUGUUCAAAGACUGGCCAUUCACAAUUGAUUUUCCGUACUUGGAAGAUUCUCCAAACUGGGACAAUUACAGACUCAGCAAGACAAGGAUGGAGAAAAUCAAGUCAACAUCAACCCACUGGAGAGCAACAUGCAGUUUCGAUAUUUUUGAGAUAAAAUUGAUGUUUGCUUUCUUUGACGAAGAGAAGCUUCUUUCACCUGUAGCCACUUCACAUAGCAUGCUAUUGUUACAUUAUCUUUUCAAACAAAAUCAUUAUAGUAAACUACAAAUGCAGAGACUUGAUGAAUUCACCUUUGGAAUAAACGUAGACGUGUUAAGUUACUUAUUGAACAUCUUACUGUACAAUAGUAAAACUGUAAAAUGGUAUAGAUAUCAUCACACAUUGUCAACUUAUAUCUUUUUUCUAGCUUUAAGUCUUCAAAUUAGAUAUUAGUUGCUAAAGAGCUUACUUAGUCUAUAUCUGCUACAAGAACCCAAUAUGCGACUGCUAAAUUUUUAAUAUAAACGUUUCCUCUGCAGUGUAGUAGAGUAAGUCCCAGGCCCCCUGGGCAAGGCGUAGACACUAUGUAAACACGUGUGUGAAUAUAGAUGAAUUUGCUUGCUGUACGAAGUCUCAUGUCUUGCCUUGGCCUUCCACCUCAUUAUACGUAAAUAUUAUAUUGGCGACAAGUGAAAAUAAAAGGAAACCAGUGCACCAGUAUGUCGCACACCGUUUCACUACAACCUGUUCCCAAAUUUAAUCCCGAUAGCGGAAAGGUUGGCGCAAGUAUCACGAUUUCGUUGAAAAAAUGGAUUUCCGAUUUUGGAACAUUUACUGUUGCCACAGGCAUCACCGAUAACACUCGUAAACGAGAGCUGUUGUUAUACCAAGCUGGCCCCCGACGAGAUUUUUGAUCAGCUCGAAAACACCGGUGAAGCAACGACUACAGCCAAAGAUAAACUUACUGCCUAUUUUUGACCGCAGAGAAAUCGUCGAUAUGACGUGUACUGUUUUCGAAAGGCACAUCAAGAGCCUACUGACACAUUGGACUAGUAUCACACUAGGUUGCGAACACUGGCUUUACCUUGUGAGUUUGGUGACUAUCUAAAAUUUGAGCUGGAAUAGCAAAUCAUCAUUGGGGGAACUUCCUCUUGCCUUAGGAAGCAGGCCCUGCGAGACCCCACAUACGACUUGAAAUAAUGACAGAAGGACAUAGCUGAUCGAUGACAGAAGGGAUGAAAUAAGUCGAUUUCAGUCGAAAGAAAUUGAAUCUCAGAAAAUCGAGCCUCUUUCAGCCGAAACAAAGCAAGUUGUGGCAAAACCGACCCACAAAUGUCGAAACUGUGGACGGGCAUCUCACCCCCAAGACACUGUUUGCCCCGCAAAAGGGAAGGAAUGCAGAAAAUGUGUGUCGUUAUAGUGCAAAAAGCCAGCAAAAUUUCAAGACCAGAUACAGACAAAAAAGGGAAACAAAACUGUGCACCCACUUAAUAAUUCUGAAUCUGAGUCAGAUGAUGAAUACUUGUAUGCAGUAAACAAUACAAGCAAGGCUAGGCCCUACGGAAGAGCAAGAGUCCUUGGAUAUACCUUUGACGCCAUGAAUCAAGGAUUAAUUUAAGGUGCAGUGAUGACCAAUUUUUUGCAGUGAUGAAUCGAAAAUGUGCAGUGAUGAAUUGAAAAAUGUGCAGUGAUGAAUUACUUCACUUUUGAAAUACUCCAAAUUUUACUCAUUUGGAUGUUUUCAGAAUAAAGAUAAAUGAAUACAAACUAUAAUCAAGAGUCAAAUAAGAUAAUAGAAUCAACCUACGUGUGAAACUCAACUAAGGCCAGCCUUAACAAUAAAAAUAAUAUACAGUUAUUCACAAACCCACUUCAUAAUGUAAAAAGUGUUUUUAAGAAAAUAGAAAUAAUACAGGAAAAGAAAUAGAUAAAGAGAAUAUAUCCUGUUAUUGCCAAGAUUCCAAGGAAUGAGCCGAGGUCUGUGGGGUCAUAUAAUAAGCAUGCCUUGAAAAAAACAAAAUGUUUAAAAUGAUUGCAAGAAAAUAACUGCUAGAAAUAUUCUGAAAUAUAUUUUGAGAUAAUCUAAGGGGUGUGGUCAAAAAAUUUUCUGCUCGCUCCGCUCGCAGGUAAGCUUCCACUGUCGGAUAAUCCUAGGGCCUCCGACAACUUUGGAUUUCUUGCAUUGCAUGGCCAAAAAGACCCAGUGUCACUACCACCUUCAAAUGGCGGCCUGCUUCUUUUCUUUUGUAUAAAAUACAAUACCACAAUUUCCACCACUCACAAAUAAAUACUAUAUUGACUCCAUAGGGUGGAAAUGAAGAAAAAAUUACCUGUUAUUAGGUUUGCUACUCUGUUUUCUUUUG